UUGUGCUAAAAAUAUUUGAUAACAUAAAGUUUACAGUGGAUCGUUAGAUUUUAUAUAUUUAAUAGCUCGAUUGUGAAGAAAGUUUGGAGACAUUAAGUAGAUCUAUACAGUAUGUAUGUGAAAUGUUUAGAACGUUAUUGUAAACUGCCAGUUAUGUUGUUAUAUCAGUUGCGCCCGUGAUCACAUCGGGUCUCGAACCCACAACCUCCAGGUUGUGCACACUGUUUGCUUGUUAAUAUUUUAUAACCAUUAUUGCAAUAACGUGAUAUUGUUCUUGCAAAACAUUGAUUUUAUUUGUUUCGCUUUCUUUUAAAGAGAAAUGCCACGACAAAGAAAACGGGUUUCAAAUGCUGUUAGCAGAAACAGGGGUGUUAGACCGAACACGAGACGUCAACAAGUGGCUAACAAUCUAAUGCAUUUGUCACAGGACUCUAGAGCACCGGUAUCCGGAAACAUUGUUUCCACGAUCAAUUCUGCACCCAUAACAGUAGCCCCACUCGCUAAUACUCUGGUUCGUGGACAUUGUGAUGAGUCCCAGUAUUUAACGGCUACAUCCGGUUUGACACAUCCAGUUCUGAGCACGGGAUUUCAAUAUGGACAGUUUCCCAUUUCACAGCCUCCCACAACGAACAGUGCUAACACUUCAUUUCAGCAGUGCACUCAACAAUCUCUUGUCACGGACAAUGUUUACACCACAAUUCAGCAGUGAACCCAGCAACCUCCUGACAGUGCUUAUACUCAACCUCCUGACAGUGCUUAUACUCAGAUGUACACCCAGCAACCUCUUGUCACGGACAGUGCUUAUGCUUUGCAGCGCACCCAGCAACCUUCUGUCACGGGCGGUGCUUAUACUCCGCAAUGCACACUACAACCUGUUACGAACAGUGCUAAUACUCAGCCGUACACACAACAACCUUCUGUUACGGACAGGGCUUAUUCUCAAGUGUACACACAGCAACCUCUUGUCAUAGACAGCGUAUACACUAAUCAGGAGAGCACUCAUCCAAAUCCUGUAUACACAGGAAUGGCAACAUACAGUAACCAUGCCAGUGUUUCCCAGCCUCCUAGGUUUGAUCAUGGCACUUCAUAUCCGGUCAUGGAGUAUGGUCGCUCAGAUAGUACCAAUCAUUCAUCUACCGUGACAUCUAUUCAACAGCCUGUUGUUGAGUCCAGUAUCAGGACGACUCAAGGAUCAGGAUAGCUUCACAUUGUUUUUUCUCCCACUUACAUGUACUCGGCAUGGCUGACUGCAAAUGAUCAUCUGGCACGGGCGAUGCGCUCAGACGGGUUAGAAUUCACAUCAAAGGCACUGGAAAUUAAAUUUACAUGGAACUACAAAGACGAGCAGUUUUCAUUGUGUGUAAACUCUAAAAGAGUAUUUCUCUCUUGUUUUGUAAAUAUUUGUGUUUAUUGUAACAAGAUGUGAUUGGAAUAUGCAUACGUUAUAGAUAAUUGCCAGAACUAUAAUUAAUUACAUCAAAGACAGACAUUAUAGUAAUUCAUUCUAGUGCCGAAAUUUAUAGAAAAUGUGAUUAAUCACUAUUGUAUAAAAGAAAUGUGCAAACAUUCUAGUGCUGAUUUUAUCGAAGAUGUGACUAUUGUAUUAUCGAAUGCAUUCUAGUGCUAAUUUUAUCAAAGAUGUGACUAUUGUAUUAACGAAUGCAUUCUAGUGCUCAUUUUAUCAAAGAUGUGACUAUUAUAUUUACGAAAUGUGCUUACGUUUAUAGAUAAUUGCCAGAACUAUUAUUAGGUCAUCAAUGUGCAGCUGAAGCAUAUGUGUAUUUGACAUUUUAAAUUAACAGUCAGUCAACGCCAUACCAAAUGCCAAAUCUUUAAAAUAAUAAAGUAACGUACAGUU
Mercenaria mercenaria is the source of this 1858-nucleotide messenger RNA. Its product is annotated as protein transport protein SEC24-like. Lineage: Eukaryota; Metazoa; Mollusca; Bivalvia; Venerida; Veneridae. Bases 767 to 1201 code for a protein of 144 amino acids. The record is from RefSeq and is a predicted model, not a curated record. The transcript has 2 exons.